AUGACAGACGACCCGGAACGCGCGUUUCCGGCUCCGACAAUAGCCGAGGACGCGGUUGAGAGGAGGAGCGCGAGCACGCAGGCGGCCAGCGUCGAGGCUCCCGCUCCCGCUCCAGCUGCAGGCCCAGCUCCAGCUCCAGCUGAGGGCGCGAGUGCCGAGCCUCAGGAAGCGCGCUCCAGGAAGAAGCGGCUGCAGCUGAGCUGCGGUGAGUGUCGCAGGAAAAAGCUCUCCUGCGACAGAGGCCGGCCGUGUCGCAGAUGCGUCAGGACGGGCAGGGCAGACCAGUGCGAAUUCGAAACCAAUCCGCGCUCAGCGCAGCUGCCUAUUGACCAGGGCGCGCAGCUGGAGCAGAUCAAGUCCGACCAGGCCGAGCUUCAGAGCCUGCGGACUGAGAUUUCCCAGCUCAAGGAGCUGCUCUCACGGCCUCCUAUUCCUCAGCAUGGCAGAGGCUCCUUCGCGGAAGAAGCGCGUGUCGGCGACUUCUCCUCCAAAAGGAGUGUCGAGGUGGAAUCCAAGGACUUCGUGACCAUAAACCGGUUUCCCAACAGCUCGAGCGACGGCCCGCCUGAUCCAAGGGAGAAAUCGCCACGAGGAUACUACAGACGACACACGUUGCUGCGCUUCUUUUCAGAGAUUCCACAGCUGUUUCCGUUCAUCAAGGAGAUUGCCGACCAAUGGCUGAAGCCCUAUGGGAUCUACAUCAAGAAGAACAAGGCCGCCAAAGAUGAAAGUUGGAGGAUGAAGAUGGCAGCCAGUGAGCAGCCACUGCUUGAAGGCCUCUUGCCACCAAAGCAUGACACGGACGUUCUCAUCGCAAUUUACCUUGAUCACUUCGAGCAGCUGCAUCGCAUUGUCCACAUUCCAACCUUCAACAGGGAGUAUAUCAAUUUCUGGACUCCAGGCAGACCGCGGUACCCGACAAUGGCAGCAAUGAUACUCGCCAUGAUUUCCGUGUCGGUUUGUGCCUCUGUUCACCUUGUUGGUUCUUCGCCUGUCCCUACCAACUACCGGAAGAUGGCUGAGAUGUGGAUCUCUUCCAUCGACGACUGGCUGCGGCUGCAAAGCACAAAGCACCGCAAGCUUGUGCACUACCAGGUGGCCAGCUUAAUGUACAUUGCCAAGCGGAUGAACUUGGUCGGCAAGAAGAAAUUCUGGAAAGACACGGGCUCCAUGAUGCAGGAUGCAGUCAUGGACGGCUUGAAUCGCGAUCCUUCACUCGCCGAUACCUUCUUCAUUAGGGAGAUGAAGAGACGGCUUUGGUACACCGUCCGCGAGCUGGAGCUCCAGAACUCCUUCGAAUGCGGCUUGCCCACUCUCCUCCACACGAUUGAGUCCAACGUCACAGCGCCGCUCAACCUUGCCGAUGAAGAUUUCGAUGACACAACGAAGCUGACGCCCAUGUCGAGACCGUCAAGCUCCUACACGGAAUCUUCGUACCAGUUCCACAGCUUCCGAAGCUGGGAGCUGCGUCUCGAGCUGUCGCGACGGCAGUUUGGUUCCGGGGUUUUCAGGGCUCUCGACUACGACGACGUUCUGCGGUAUACACACGAGAUCACACGAGCUUUGAAGGAUCUCCCUCCGUGGAUCAAUGGCCGAACAGAUGGCAAAAGCGAUGGAAGGGUCCUCUUGUCGUAUUCGAUGUUGGAGUUUCAGCUCAAAGAAUGUCUUCUGGCCAUCCACCGGCCGUAUGUGGACAGGGAUGGCAAAUACCCACUCUCGGAAACAAUCUGCUACCAAACAGCACGAGAAAUACUGCUUUCCAACAUACAGCUGGCGAAUUUCGGGGUUCAAAGUUUGACACAGCUUCGCGAAGAUCUUGCGAUUGCCUCGUUACACAUGACUCGCCUUACACUGAUGCAACCAGAAGGUUCCAACAGCAUCAUCAUGGCCAACGCCUUGGCGACUGUCGACCUGCUGGAGCAAUGCCUCCCGCUCAUUGAGGAUAAAUAUCUACGUUUCUCCGAUCCUUGGAACUUUUUCAUCAUGUGCACGGCCAUCAUGCUGAUCAAGAUACACCUCGGAAAAGAAACUCGACAAACUGCCAAGUCAUCCUGUGCACGCAGAUUCUUGGAUCUUUAUUACAAAAGUGUGUGGAUGCACCACCCCUCUGAUCUCGCUCAGCAGCAGGCCAUUUCUCGUGAUAUUGCCAACCAAACAAACGCUGCCGCUGCCUGUCCCCCAGCUCCUCCUCCAGAGGGAAGCGUCCUUCCCACCUCGGUGUGGCUCGAUAACAGCUAUCCAGAUAUUGGAAAUGACCCGUUUGAUCUCUCCGUCGAAAUGGACGUGUGGGACGAGGCGGGAUUCCCUCUGCCGGGGUUUCCCAACUGCUAGCCAGGAUCCCGAUGCCUUUCGCCCAGUUAUUCCCGAACAAUUGUCUGCAGA
This is a messenger RNA of Trichoderma citrinoviride, 2382 nucleotides long. RefSeq lists its product as hypothetical. The record is from RefSeq and is a predicted model, not a curated record. Gene Ontology annotation, cellular component: nucleus. Bases 1 to 2331 code for a protein of 776 amino acids. The transcript is spliced from 7 exons. NCBI's taxonomy places the organism in Eukaryota, Fungi, Ascomycota, Sordariomycetes, Hypocreales, Hypocreaceae. Gene Ontology annotation, biological process: regulation of transcription by RNA polymerase II; DNA-templated transcription. Gene Ontology annotation, molecular function: DNA-binding transcription activator activity, RNA polymerase II-specific; RNA polymerase II cis-regulatory region sequence-specific DNA binding; zinc ion binding.